Molecule: messenger RNA, 972 nt
Organism: Neltuma alba
Lineage: Eukaryota; Viridiplantae; Streptophyta; Magnoliopsida; Fabales; Fabaceae
Product: aspartic proteinase CDR1-like
Exons: 4
Coding region: 1-972 (323 amino acids)
Cellular component (GO): extracellular region
Source: RefSeq, a predicted model, not a curated record
AUGACCCACUGGGAGCGAGUUCAAAACGCUGCAUUGCGUUACCUGGCUCGAGUCAAUCGUUUUCGCCAAUCUUCUUCCAAAAAUGCAGCUGAAAUAAACGAGCAGCUAGCUCAAACAGAUAUAAUCCCAAACUAUGGAAACUAUCUUAUGAAGAUCUUCAUUGGCAGCCCACCUGUAGAAAGAUGGAAAUCUUCCACUUACAAGUCUGAGUCUUGCGGCUCAAGAAACUGUGCUCUUCUUCCUCAGCGUCAACAUAAAUGCAGAAACUCGAACCAGUGUUUGUUCCUUUACUUAUAUGGAGAUCAGUCUUACACAGUGGGAGAUUGGGCUGCAGAUUCAAUCCGUUUUGGCACUAGCGAUGGCCAAUCUGUUUCGUUCCCUAAGUCAGUGUUUGAAUGUGGACAUAACAAUCUUGGGAAGUUCAAUAGGCGUAUGGCAGGAUUUGUUGGACUAGGUAAUGGCCCUUUAUCCCUAAUUUCACAACUUGGUAAUCAGAUUGGUCGCCAAUUUUCCUACUGUUUGCCUCCUUUCAACGCAAAGGCUGCGACUAAGUUGAGAUUUGGAGAGGAAGCCAAGAUAUCAGCAAAUGGGGUCGUGUCCACUCCCAUCAUCACGAAUCCUAAUAAUCCCACCUUUUACUAUCUCAAUCUUGAAGAUUUCUACUGUUUCGCUCCUUUCGACGCAAAGGCUGCGACUAAGUUGAGAUUCGUAGAAGAAGCCGACAUAUCAGCAAAUGGGGUUGUGUCCUCUCCCAUAAUCGCCAAUCCUAAUCAUCCCACCUUUCACAACUCGCUCCUCAAUGACCGACUCAGAGCGAGUUCAAAACGCUGUGUUGCUGUCCAUUCUCGAGCCAAUCGCUUUAGCCAGUCUUCCGUGGCUGAGUCAGUAGAAACUGAUAUACUCCCUAAUGAUGGAAGUUACCUGAUGAAGAUAUCUGUUGUCGAUCACUCCCUUGAAAUGCGGCUCAGAUGA